AUGGCGCAACUAUCAAGCUCGCAAGAUGAAUUCCACAUCGCCAUUGUUGGCGCAGGCAUAGGCGGUCUCACCGCUGGUAUCGCUCUGACGCGACUGUUGCCAUCCACCGUAAGGGUCAGCAUUUUCGAACAAGCUCGGGAACUGAGGGAGAUCGGUGCCAGCAUUGGAAUUGGCCCUAAUGGUCUGCGCUCACUUGAAAAACUCGGCGUCGAUGCCAGCGCAAUUGACGAGGUCUCUUUCCGCCAGCCUGAUAAUAGGCCUUUUGUCUAUCUCCACUGGCAGACCGGCGAAGUGCUAAAGCAGACUGUCCACCACAAUGUCUCGGACCGUCGACAUGCGAUGGCCCGUUUCCACAGAGCUCACCUCCAAAGACUAUUGCUAGAGAAACUUCCCAAAGGCGUCAAGUUGCACCUGAGCAAGCGGGUCAAGGCAGUGCAGGUCAAACCGGAGCAAAACGGGCAGGGGGGUGUGAUUCUCACUUUUGAGGACCGCACCACCAUUAACGCAGACCUACUGAUCGGGGCUGACGGUAUCCAUUCUUCGGUCAGGAAGACGUUUGUUCCAGACCACACGCUGCGGUGGACAGGAGGUGUUACUCUCCGAUCGACGUUUGAUGCCUCGCUUGUAGAAGGCAUUGAGGGCCUACCGCAAAAUGCCGUUUUCUACUUUGGUCGCGAAAGAAGUUUGUUUGCAUCAAGAUUAGGGAAGGGCCAGUAUACCGUUGUCGGCUCAUAUCAAUCCAACGUUGAUGAUCCGGAGGAUCCUUACUAUAACGCGAAAUGGAAUAGUGAGGGGGAUCUAGAGACAUUGAGAAGCUACUACAAGGGCUGGCAUCCGGUCGCACAGGCUCUCGUAAAUGUGGUGCCCUACACACGAAUUUUUCCUAACGAGAUGGGUGUGCCGUUGAAAUCAAUGACUUUCCAUGGCCGGGUUGUCCUGAUUGGAGACGCCGGGCACACUCACGGUGGUGCGUUUGCAGCAGGCGGUGCACUGGCAAUCAACGAUGCUCAUGCGCUUGCUUUGGCGUUAACUCACGUCUGGCGAGCUGAGAAUCAAUCACGGCUAAGUGCUCAUCAGUUAGCACAGGGACUGGAUCUCUUUGAUAAAACCAGACGGCCACAUGUCAACAGACUAAUUGAAUUAGUACAGAGGAUCACGGAGCCUCCGUUGGACGCACCGAAGCCCGCAGAAACUGCAGAGGAGAGCGAUGAAGACUUUAGGAAGAUGAUAUCAAGUAUGGGGGAUGAGAAUUGGAUUGCAGAGCAUGACGUAGAGGCUGCUUUCCAAGCUGUCUUGAGAGAUGGUGAUUCUGCGAAGCUCUAA
Messenger RNA from Talaromyces atroroseus, 1323 nucleotides. RefSeq lists its product as hypothetical. The record is from RefSeq and is a predicted model, not a curated record. The coding region runs from base 1 to 1323 and encodes 440 amino acids. Lineage: Eukaryota; Fungi; Ascomycota; Eurotiomycetes; Eurotiales; Trichocomaceae. The transcript is spliced from 3 exons. Gene Ontology annotation, molecular function: FAD binding; monooxygenase activity.